CAAAAAUUAUGCAGAGAAUAGUAAAACUAAUAAUAAUAGAACUAUAAAUUCUACAGCUGCUACACCAUACCCAAAAAUAUUCAAAGAAACUUACAAUGUUAAGAAAUUAGACUUUUUAGUAAUUGGUGAUUGGGGAUAUCAAGGGAAUGGAUCUGGACAACAAUCUGUUGCCGAUGCUAUGAAGAAUUGGGCAAAGUGGAAUAGUUCUCAGUUUAUUCUUAACGUUGGUGAUAAUUUUUAUCAAAUUGACAACAAAGAUUAUGAUGGUGUUCUAAGUGUAGAUGAUCCAAAAUUUAAAACAUAUUGGUUGGAUGUAUACACUGAAAGAUUAGCUGACAUUCCUUGGAUCACUAUUGCUGGAAAUCACGAUUGGUAUACGAACGUCUCAGCACUAGUAGAUCACUAUUGGUUAAAUGACAAGAGAUUCUUUUUUCCUUCACUUUAUUACGUUCGUAUAUCAACUUUUGGGAAACAUAAAACAAAAGUUGCAUGGAUACAUAUCGACACCGAUCCAUUCGCAUAUUACUAUAAUAAUUUAACAGACAAGAAUGGACUUAAAGCUAAUCUUGCAAACAUGGGUUUUAAUAAUAGCGAUAACAUCGAAAAAAGAUUAAAUUGGAUAGAAGAUCAAUUAAAGGCUGUCAGUCAUAUUAAAUGGAUUUUUGUUGUUGGUCAUCAUGCGCUAGUAGGCGAAUGCUCAUAUACUUAUUAUUUUCCUCGCCUUCGAUCGCUCUUAAACAAAUACCGUGUAACGGCCUAUUUUGCGGGUCAUAAUCAUGUGUUGGAAAUAGAAACUACAAAUAAUACGUCUCCUGUUACGUAUUUCACUUCGGGUGCUGGAAGUAAAUUUGAUUUGGAAGGUUGUAAAGGCGCCACUUGGGGUGCUCCAGGCGGUACUAUGGGAUUUUUACACGUUAGUAUUGAAGACGGUUGCGAUCAGCUAUACUACGAGUAUGUUAACGCGACUACCAUGGGACAAACACCCCAAGUUGUAAAUCAAGGAUUUGUCAGCGAUGUGAAAAACCAUACUUUAGAAUAUUCAGCCGAAUUAGAUUCAGCGUCCAGAUAUUGA
Messenger RNA from Racocetra persica, 1072 nucleotides. Lineage: Eukaryota; Fungi; Glomeromycota; Glomeromycetes; Diversisporales; Gigasporaceae. The record is from the annotation of a GenBank genome assembly.